Messenger RNA from Alternaria viburni, 1101 nucleotides. RefSeq lists its product as uncharacterized. The transcript has 3 exons. Lineage: Eukaryota; Fungi; Ascomycota; Dothideomycetes; Pleosporales; Pleosporaceae. Bases 1 to 1101 code for a protein of 366 amino acids. The record is from RefSeq and is a predicted model, not a curated record.
AUGUCGAACUCGAACCCAAUCACUCUGCAGAACAUCCAGGACUACGCAAAGAAAUAUUUCCCCAAAGAAUUCGCCAAGCUACCGUCAGUCGCAGGGCUUCCGUGGGAAUCAGCCUCGCCAUAUCGAACAAAAGCGCAAUUAGGCCUCAAGAUGGCUCCGUUCAGGCUCCGUUCAGGCUACGUAUCGGCACAAACAAAUCGGGCGAAGCAGUAUGGGCUUACCAGAGUCUUGACCGUUUUAACGACGUCUACCAACUAUGCGGUCUGGAACAAAAGUGGCUACGAGUUGCGUGCUCUGAUUCAAUACUAUUUCAUGUUGAAGGGUGCCAUACCAGAAUUCGAAUAUUUCUGGGCUCUGGGUAGUUUCGAAUGGGCAGUCAAGUCUGUCGCAAAUGGAGCGCCGCUCAACGACAUUUCAGUCGACCAGUUUGGUCAUGAUGCAGCAGAACGACUGCUCUCUGUUCGAUCCACGGUUCUCUAUGGACAGCAGACACCAGCUACAACACCAAAUAAGAUCAAUCAACGAGGCCAAGAUACUGUGCCCAAAGAAGAGCAGAAGCGCGCUGCCGAGAUUCACAGUAUCAAUAGGAUUGAAGAAAAGAAUCAGAUGAAGCAAUUCUUCAAGGAGCAGAGCGCUGUCCAAAAGAACGUCGACGAGUUUCUGGCCCUCACAUCAGUCGAGAAAAAGGCGCAUGUAGCAAGAAUUCGCCAACUCGAAGCUCAACUUUCUGAAGAACGAGUGGCGCGUAUCGACGCUAAUCGAACUAGAAUAGCUCUUCAUGAUCGAAACAAGCUCCUGCAAGGACAACUCGACAAGACUUGUAUUGAGAUUGCAAAAGAGAGAGAAAAGCUGAAGAAUGAGAUCAGUGAUACCCGCCUAUCGAAACAGAGAAUACGAGCAGAACUGAACAGACAGAUAGAGUCGGAGAAAAAGCGAAAGGAAGAUUGCGCUAGCACGGAAGCCAAGUUGCAGAAAGCACGAGCUUUUUACACGAACCAAAAAGAGCUGCUCGAGAUACAGGUCGCAGACUGUACAGAUGAAAAGAAAAAGGCGAUUAUGAAAGCAUUCGAGCAAGAUUAUGGAGAGCUAGGCGUGGAAUGA